ACGAGACCAGCACUUCCACAUGUGCUCUCAAGGGCGAUCUCACCACAGUCUUCCUUCAUCGUCUUUAUUGUGGGGUUGACCACAAACGCCAUGGCCAUCUGGGUGUUCCUCUUCGGGAUGAAGAAGAAGCAUCCAGCAUCCAUCCUAAUGGCCAAUCUAGCACUGGCUGACCUGCUCUUCAUCGUGUGGCUCCCACUGAAGAUCACCUACCACUUCAACGGCAAUGACUGGACCUUCGGGGAGCCACUGUGUAAAGUCCUAGUGGGGUUUUUCUAUGGGAAUAUGUACUGCUCCACUAUCUUCAUAGCAUGCAUCAGUGUCCAGCGCUACUGGACUGUAGUGCAUCAACUGAGUAACCAUGUAACAGUGUGUGUAUGUGUUUGUGUGCCCACACUCAGAGUAGAAACUGCAGCUCUGACUCCGCCCACACAGAGCGCUACUUGCUAA
This is a messenger RNA of Colossoma macropomum (tambaqui), 447 nucleotides long. Its product is annotated as proteinase-activated receptor 2-like. The transcript has a single exon. The annotation marks the transcript as partial. Gene Ontology annotation, cellular component: membrane. Gene Ontology annotation, biological process: positive regulation of Rho protein signal transduction; phospholipase C-activating G protein-coupled receptor signaling pathway. NCBI's taxonomy places the organism in Eukaryota, Metazoa, Chordata, Actinopteri, Characiformes, Serrasalmidae. The record is from RefSeq and is a predicted model, not a curated record. Gene Ontology annotation, molecular function: G protein-coupled receptor activity.